AUGAAUGGCAUUUCUGUUGAUAUCAAUCACUUGAAAAAGGGUGAAGUUAAUUUGGGUACGUCCAUUAUGGCUGUCAAGUUCAAGGACGGAGUCAUAUUGGGCGCCGAUUCCAGAACAACCACUGGCUCGUACAUUGCCAAUAGAGUCACAGACAAAUUGACCCAGAUCCAUGACACCAUAUAUUGCUGUCGUUCUGGUUCUGCUGCUGACACUCAGGCUGUUGCAGAUAUUGUCAAAUACUAUCUCCAGAUUUACGCUUCACAAUUGCCGAAUGACGAGAAGCCUACUACACAAGUAGCAGCCAAUGUCUUCCAGGAGUUGUGCUACAACAACAAGGACAAUUUGACGGCUGGUAUCAUCUGUGCUGGGUACGACAAAAAGAAUAAGGGUAGUGUAUAUCUGAUUCCUAUUGGAGGCUCCAUACAUAAACAAGACUAUGCCAUUGCUGGUUCGGGAUCGACGUUCAUCUACGGUUGGUGUAACGAGCACUUCAAGCAUGACAUGGAACAGGAUGAGACCGUUGAAUUCAUCAAGACUGCAUUGUCAGAAGCCAUUAAGUGGGACGGUUCUUCUGGUGGUGUCAUCAGAAUGGUUGUGUUGACCGAGAAAGGUGUAGAGAGAUUGAUCUUUUAUCCUGACGAGUACCAGAAGUAG
Messenger RNA from Scheffersomyces stipitis CBS 6054, 654 nucleotides. It is a transcript of the gene PRE3, whose product is annotated as proteasome core particle subunit beta 1. Bases 1 to 654 code for a protein of 217 amino acids. Gene Ontology annotation, cellular component: proteasome core complex. Lineage: Eukaryota; Fungi; Ascomycota; Pichiomycetes; Serinales; Debaryomycetaceae. The transcript has a single exon. The record is from RefSeq and is a predicted model, not a curated record. Gene Ontology annotation, molecular function: threonine-type endopeptidase activity.